Branchiostoma floridae (Florida lancelet) is the source of this 960-nucleotide messenger RNA. RefSeq names its product melatonin receptor type 1B-B-like. Bases 6 to 560 code for a protein of 184 amino acids. The record is from RefSeq and is a predicted model, not a curated record. NCBI's taxonomy places the organism in Eukaryota, Metazoa, Chordata, Leptocardii, Amphioxiformes, Branchiostomatidae. The transcript is spliced from 3 exons. Gene Ontology annotation, cellular component: membrane. Gene Ontology annotation, biological process: G protein-coupled receptor signaling pathway. Gene Ontology annotation, molecular function: G protein-coupled receptor activity.
AGACAAUGGGCUGCACGUACGACCGCACUGCCGACUUCUCCUUCACCUUGCACCUGAUCUGCGUCGGCAUCGUGAUCCCCGUGGUGGUCGUGGUCAUCUGCUACACCAGGAUAUACCUGUUCGUCCGGGCGUCCAACAAACGGAUGGCGAAACAUCGACAGGACAGCAACAUGGCCCAGGCCAACAAACUGAAGGUGGAUGACCUGACCCUCCUCCGGACACUGGUCAUCAUCGGAGUGGUCUUCUUCAUCUGCUGGAGCCAGUACGUCAUCGUUGUGCUGGCCGAUUUCGAGGACCAUUGGCCAAUGGGAGUUCACUUGACCGCCAUAAUCACCGCUCACUCCAGUUCCUCCACCAACUGCAUCAUCCUGGGCGUGACCAACCCGAAGUUCCGUGAGAAGUACCUGCUGGUACUGAAGCCCACAGGAAGCACCAGUACCGCCGCGCCCAGCUCUCCGGACCAGCUCCCCUUACCACGCUCACGAAACAGUAUCAGGAACACCCCUGACCACGUCAGCAUGGCCAUGGUGAAUCUUCAGGGUACACCCGCAACUGUUUGAUUCUCAUAUCAUCCAGAUCACGACCAAAUCUCCAGACCAGCUUCCCUUGCUACUCUCACGAAACAGUGUCAGAAACACCCCUGAAUAUGUCAGCAUGGUCAUGAAUUGAAGAAUCUUCAAGGUACAACGGUAAAUGUUUAAUUCUCAUAUCUCCAGAUCACGACCAAAUCUCCGGACCAGCUUCCCUUAAAUAAUAUGCUCACGAAACUGUCUCAGGAACACCCACUGAACAUGUCAGCAUGGUCAUGGUGAAUCUUCGGGGUACACCGGCAAAUGUUUAAUUCUCAUAUCUCCAGAUCACAACCAAAUCUCCGGACCAGCUUCCCUUACCACGCUCACGAAACAGCCUCAGGAACACCCCUGAACAUGUCAGCAUGGCCAUGGGAAAUGUUCAGGCUAC